GUUGAUUGCACGCAUUUCACGCUCUGUCUCUCACUCUUCUUCCCAAACCCCCCAAUACCAAAUCUUAGUUUAAAGUUUUAACUACUACCCCCGAUCAAAAAUUCCAACUAAAACAUAUCAUAUAUACAUACAUACAGAUAUAUAUUUGACUACAAUAACGGUAUCUAGAGAGAGAAAGACACAACACAACAAACAACGAACCACGUCAAUGUCAAUGUCAAUUAAAUUAUUAACGUAUUAAACGGUCGUCGUUUGGUGUCUUGAGUGAUGGGUUCACCAUACUUUGUCAAAUUGACCCAUUCCAAUCUCAGACCCAGCAACAACAAAAACAUAUAAACAAAUGCUAAUACAAAAAAACUUGUGUUUUGUGGUUUUUCGAAAAUGUGGAGGGAUGCUGGAACUCCUGCUGAUUCUUUCUAUGAGGUUAGGCCCGAAUGCACCGAUGUUCCCAAAACCACAUUCAAAAUCAAGGCUGGCAAAACUCUUAGUGUGCGAAAAUGGCAGGCUGCAUUUUCUCCAGAAGGUUAUCUCGAUAUAGGCAGGACACUUGGUCGAAUCCAACGCGGGGGGAUCCAUCCAUUAAUUAGAGGAGAAGUUUGGGAGUUUCUACUUGGCUGUUAUGAUCCUAAGAGUACAUUUGAUGAACGAGAGCAAACACGGAACCGUCGAAGGGCACAAUAUGCUGUUUUGAAAGAAGAGUGCCGCCAAAAUUUUCACCUUGUUGGAAGUGGUAGGUUUGUCACUGCACCCAUAAUUACUGAAGAUGGUGAUCCUAUUCUAGAUCCUAUAGUGCUUCAGCAAACACAACAAGCAGAUAAUGGAAUGGCUUCACUUUCUCAAGAAAAUGGUAAUGCCAACAACUUCAAGCCUGCAACUGGCUAUUCAUCACAUACUAAUGUCUUAAAUCAUUCAAAUACAGGUACUUCUUACAGUUCAGGGAUGGUGAAAGAGGUGGACAAGAAAAUAAUCCAGUGGAAACUUACACUACAUCAAAUAGGUCUGGAUGUAGUUCGCACUGACAGGACACUGGUUUUCUUUGAGAAGCAAGAAAAUUUGUCAAAGCUUUGGGAUAUUCUGGCUGUCUAUGCCUGGUUUGAUUCAGAUGUUGGCUACUGUCAAGGAAUGAGUGACCUUUGCUCCCCCAUGAUUAUUCUUCUUGAAGAUGAAGCAGAUGCUUUUUGGUGCUUUGAACGUUUGAUGCGCAGAAUGCGAGGAAACUUCAGAUGCACUGAAACCUCUGUUGGGGUGGAAACACAGCUUAGUAAUUUGGCUUCAAUUACCCAAGUUAUUGAUCCAAAACUUCAUCAGCAUUUAGAGACCCUAGGUGGAGGUGACUAUUUAUUUGCUUUCCGAAUGCUUAUGGUUUUGUUUCGUCGAGAAUUCUCUUUUGGUGAUUCACUGUACCUAUGGGAGAUGAUGUGGGCUCUGGAAUAUGAUCCUGACUUGUUCACACUGUAUGAGGACCCUGAUGCAGCUACUGAACAUUCUGAGGGAUCUAAAGGAAAAACCAAGUCAAUACGCCAGUGUGGGAAGUAUGAAAGAGAAAACAUGAAAAGUAAAGCAAAAAAUGCAGAAGCUCCACUACCCAUUUCGGUUUUUCUUGUUGCUAGUGUCUUGAAAGAUAGAAGCUCAAAGUUACUGACUGAGGCCCGAGGCCUAGAUGAUGUUGUUAAGAUUUUGAAUGACAUAACUGGAAAUCUGGAUGCUAAAAAAGCAUGCAGCGGGGCAAUGAAACUUCACAAGAAGUAUCUAAAAAAGGCCAAGAAGACGUAACAUUGAACCUAAAGCUUGGCGUUCGAAUGAAGAAAAUGAAUUUUUGGCAUAGUCAAGAAAUAACUUGAUAUUUUUCACACUGAAUUGAUUUGGAAAGAGAAGAUACUAUACUUUUAUACAGAUAUUGGAUUAGAGUUCACAGAUUAGUUUUCUAUCCGACCAGCAAAAACAUGCUCUGGUGGAAGCAUUUGUUGUAUGUAAAAUCAACCCUCAUUACCUGUGUAUCCAAAAUAUUCCUUUGAAGGAAUUGUAUGAAACAUUUUGUAUAAUCACCUGUUGUUUUGUAUUUGCGAUAAAAAAACAAGAAAAAUAUUUGUUUGUUCAAGGUUUACCACUUACAAUAAAGACAUUAUAGUUCUUGGAA
Molecule: messenger RNA, 2137 nt
Organism: Camellia sinensis
Lineage: Eukaryota; Viridiplantae; Streptophyta; Magnoliopsida; Ericales; Theaceae
Source: RefSeq, a predicted model, not a curated record